Alosa sapidissima (American shad) is the source of this 861-nucleotide messenger RNA. Its product is annotated as putative nuclease HARBI1. The coding region runs from base 220 to 861 and encodes 213 amino acids. The transcript has 2 exons. NCBI's taxonomy places the organism in Eukaryota, Metazoa, Chordata, Actinopteri, Clupeiformes, Clupeidae. The record is from RefSeq and is a predicted model, not a curated record.
UUCUGCAGGAUAAACCGAAGCGUCCCUGUCCUGCAGAAAUUUUUCAAUGGGGAAGACACCAAACCAGACAUUCGGCUGAGCAGGGAGGCCCUGGCAGUGCUGCUGGACCUCCUUCAACAAGAGCGAAGACACGGAUGGGGUGCCACAAUUGAGACCCUUGUUUUUUUGUUUUGGAUUGCCUGUGGGACAUUGUACAGGGUGGUCGCCAGAGCAUUUGCAAUGCCACGAUCAACUGUCCACCGCAUCGUCCACCGAGUCACUGAGGAGAUGGUGGCCAUUUGCCACAAGGUCAUCCACCUCCCGAAGACCCCAGAGGAGCUGGAGGCAGUGACUCGGGGAUUUGCAGGGCUGGCUCGACACAGAGUUGCUCCAGCAGCUUGCUGGAAAAUCGACGGCUGCCAUGUACACAUCAAGGCACCAAGCGGCCGUGAUGGUCAGUGCUACAGGAACAGGAAAGUGUUCCCAUCCAUUAUCCUGCAGGCCGUGUGUGACCAUCAGGGCCGCUUCAUUGACACCUAUGUGGGCUGGCCGGGGUCGGUCCACGACUCACGAGUGCUCCGGUAUAGCCCGCUGUAUAGGCAGUCAGUGUAUCCUCCUCCAGGGCACUUCAUUUUGGCUGACGGUGGGUACCCGUGCCUCCAACACCCACUCCCCCUCAUCACUCCCUACAAAAGGCCGGUACAAGGUGUGGGAGCUCAGCGUUUCAACAGGCAUCAUUCCAAGGCACGCUCCAUUGUAGAGCGUAGUCUCAUGCAUAUCCCAGCCAAUCACAGACAGAGUAGGGCGGUAUUGGCCAAUCACAGACAGUCUUCUGCUACCACCCUACAAAAAAAAAUUUGCGUCCCGCCAUUAUCUUCUUGA